AUGGAAUCUCCAAGGGCUCACAGAGAGGAUCCUGAUUCGUGGUAUGGCGUCGUCGACCCCCGGAAAAGGAAGCAGAUACAGAACCGCCUAGCCCAAAGAGCGCGACGAAAACGCCUGUCAGAGGCUAGCAACAGUCCAGAGCGAGCAUUGGUCGUCCGGCGCAAAUCACGCGAAAAUAGUAGCAAUAAAGCUUGUACCGCCUCGUUGGACUGUGCUGCACUUGAAAGCCUCCUUACAGGUGAUUUAUGUCAUAAAAUACCGUUAUGUGUCGAUUUUUCUCCCUGGACGAUACCGGGCAAGAUCCACUCAUACGAAUCCACAAUACCAUUGCCAGUUGAUCAGGUUCUGCUGCCAUGUGACCCAAAGACUGGUGCAAUAAUUGCAGUCACCGAGAAUGGCACUCUUCUCGGUCUCACCUGUAAUGGGUCAAAAUUCGACAGGUCGCCUCCUCAACCGCCCAGUGUUCCGGAGUCUCUUUAUCCUACACCGUUGCAAUUGUCGACGCCUCACCACGAUUGGAUUGAUCGAUUUCCAUUCCCAAGAAUGCGCGAUAACCUAAUCAUCCUCAAUGAUACAAUCGACGUCAAGGAGAUACUUUGUGAUUUCUUUUUGAUGCCCUCAUUCUCGGUGAGAUCAGGCGGAGCGUCUUGGGAUCCUGAUGCCUGGUUGAUCAGUCCUGGGUUCAACGAAAAGUGGGGUUAUUUGUUUUAUUGA
This is a messenger RNA of Exophiala aquamarina CBS 119918, 714 nucleotides long. RefSeq lists its product as uncharacterized. Lineage: Eukaryota; Fungi; Ascomycota; Eurotiomycetes; Chaetothyriales; Herpotrichiellaceae. The transcript is spliced from 2 exons. The record is from RefSeq and is a predicted model, not a curated record. Bases 1 to 714 code for a protein of 237 amino acids.